This is a messenger RNA of Lolium perenne, 2220 nucleotides long. The record is from RefSeq and is a predicted model, not a curated record. Lineage: Eukaryota; Viridiplantae; Streptophyta; Magnoliopsida; Poales; Poaceae.
AUGGAAAAAUACAUGCAAAGAAAAUCAUCAAGUUAUGAGGGUUUAUUCAAAGAAAUCGACGACGAUGAUAUGUCUGACGACAACAACGAUAACAACCACACACAGAUCAAGCUAGUAGACAAGCACGACACCUCCCAACAACAAUCUCAACAAAACAAAGAAGACAUCAAGAAGGCAUGGAGGUCUACAAGCAACCGGGCAAGAAUGAAACAACAUACAAGACCAAGCAGCAGCUAUGGUAUACCAGACAAACAGAAUGACAGGAAAACACACAAGCAACCAAUACCAGAAAAAAUUAUCAAGGAAAUGAAGUUUGCCACAGCCAACACCAACUCCAGUGAUAGCACAACAAGCAAUGCAAAGGAAACAUAUGAAGCAUACACAUGUACGAAACAUCGGGAAACAAAAUCAUCGAUCAAGCAGGUACGUACUUUUGAUUUCAAAAACAAGAAUACAGAGAAAUGGGAAGUACAGACGAAGAAACAAGUGCCUCAAAGGAAACAAAUCAAAAAGAAGCUUAUUCAUCAUCGCAGAAACACAAAGACAGGAGAAUCAAACUCGCCCUCGGAGGAACAAGCUACCAAACAAGAAACAAAAGAAGAACUGAAGGAUGAUGAUCCAGAAAUAAAUCCACAUCCUCCAACAAAGAUGGAAGAGGAAAUGGACAAGAUGUUCAGCACAGAUGACUACCCAGCAGUUGAAGAGAUUAUCAGUGCAGCUAUACCAAAGGAAGGUGCCCGUUUCAAAACAAGAGACGAUGCAUUCUAUAGAUACGCUCUGUAUGCAAGAAAGGAAGGAUUUGCAGUGAAGAAGUUCAGCAGCAAGAGAUCAGGAAAAAAUGGAGAAAUUUACAUGCAAACGUUUGCAUGUAACAAGGAAGGAUGCACAAACACAGAUGCCGAACCAUUGUCGCACAGGAGAACAAACAUACUACUGAAGACUGGCUGUAAAGCACAGAUAAUUGUAAGAGAAUUUGAUGGAUACUGGUACAUCAAGAAGGUUCACUUAGAACACAACCACCCGCUGGAACCAACAGACUAUCUCAUUAGGUUUGCACACUGUCACAAAAGGAUGACUGAUCUCGACAGGAGAUUAAUUCAUCUACUACAGAUGGGACGUCUGCCACCAAGGAAGAUGAUGUUAAUCUUCCGGUCGAUCAGAGGGAAAUUCCGUGGAAUACCCUUCGAUGCUGUUGAUCUAAGCAACAUAAAGAGUCAACAACAACAAAUAGAGAAGGACCAUGACAUCCGAAGUGCACGGAACGCUUCAAGACACUCCGAAAACAAGACUGGUUUCUAUCAUGCCAUGGAAAUAGACAGCGAAAAAAGAGUUCGGAGCCUGUUUUGGAUGGACGCAAUGUGCGUAAUGAACUACAAGCUGUUCGGUGACUACAUAUCUUUCGACACAACUUUCAGCACAAAUAAGUAUGGCUUACCAUUUGUUCCUAUAGUUGGGGUGAACAAUCACGGCUCCACAGUACUGUUUGCCAUUGCUCUGCUAAAGGAUCAAACAACAGAUACAUUUAUAUGGGUACUGGAAAUAUUUGUUCAGGCCAUGGGUGGAAAAGAACCAAAGACAAUAAUAACAGACCAGGACAAGGCAAUGAAGAAAGCAAUAAAAACAGUUCUAAAGUCCACAACACACAGGAACUACUACUACCACAUCGUGACCAAGAUGAGCCAGAAAGAGAGCACCUUCUUUGCAAAAAACACAGGACUGUCGGAAAUGCUAAUGUACAUUGCAAAGAACGCAUUCACACCAGCUGAGUUCGAAAUGGGAUGGAAUAAAGUGAUAGAGGAUUACAAUGCUAGCGGAGAAGAACACCUAAGCAAGUUAUUCAGGAUAAGACACAGGUGGGUACCAGCAUACUUCAUGGAUAAAUUUUACCCAUUCUCAUCAAGCAUAGGAAGGAGCGAGAGCACAAAUAACAUGUGGAAAUGCUAUAGCCAGCACACAGACACGAUAACAAUGUUCCUUGAACAAUAUGAGGUCAUACAAGACAAGUGCUUAUCUGCCCUGGACAAGAAGAAGCUCACAUCAACACUGAAAACAGCAAAAUUAGUAACAAGACAUCCGUUUGAGAAGCAAGCUCUUGAACAAUUCACAAAUGACAUAUUCGAGAAGUUCCAGAUUGAGAUCACAAAUAACACGGCAUUCAAGGUAGAUGGAUCACUUGAACCUGGUCGCCACCUGCGGCUGAAAAGAAUAGUGAAAUUCUAA